ACCAUUCCAAAGCUGGCCCUUGUAUACAUGUGACAUGGUCUUGAGCAAGGCAAGCAAAGUGACCCUGGCCAUGCAGGGCGCAUGGCCAGGGACGCAGCUCCACCCACAUGACAUGACUAUAGCCUUAGGAGCGUCUUUUGGUCCACCUUAAAGGAAGUCACACCGGUCAGUGAGAUUCUCCAUCCCUCCGACCCUCGGCAGAUGGCCCGAGUGGACGUUGAUCCGGGCGGAGGUUUACCUCUCUAUGCUUCGGGUACUAGGAAGUUCCCAGUCAGCUCAUGCUCAUGGCCUUUCACAACAGCUCCCCUCGAAAUCUGAUGCGCCUUGACCCCCAAAGGUUCAUUCCAGCCGAGUGUGCCGCAACAAGGCCGGCGAGGCUGGGGCCCCCUUAAACUUUGACGUACUCCACCCACCAGUCCGGCUUUGUCAUCAACCCCAAUGAAGUGGGACAUGAUCUACCGCUUUCGACUACACCACUGCUGCUUGUACCAGUCGUCCCCUAUGGAGCUUCAAGGGCAGAUUAUAAAUCAACUACUACUACAGCACACAGUAUCUUUCUACUUCGGUCUACCCAUUGCAGCAGCAGCGUACACAAGGACUUUCCCUCUGAACCCCUAUCCCAUCUACAGGUGACACGUCUUGUUGCUGCCCGCCAUCCAUAGCAACAGCCCUCUCUCUCCGUAUCAUGGCGCACAGAAUCUUAAUCACCGGCGGAUCCGGAUACCUAGGCGGCUCCCUGCUAGCACGGUGGCCGUCGAGCGCCGACAGCAACUUCCCAGCAUACGACAAAGUAUACGCUCUCGUCCGGACAGACGAGCAAGCCAAUGCUAUCAAACAAAACUACCGCUCCAAGUCUAUUGAGCCGAUCCAGUUCAACCCUAAAAGCGAAGACGCGGUCCGGGAAGCCAUUGUCAGCCACCGGAUUACGAUCGUGUAUUUUCUCAUCGAUGCGUUAUCGGGUGAGAUGCAGGGCCAUUUCAUCAAGGCCCUGGCUGAGGUGAAGAAGCAGACGGGGCUGGAAGUGCAUUUCUUACAUACCACCGGAGCAAAGAUCUUCUCCAGCCACGCCGGCGCACCUACCGACAGACCGCUUCUGGACACCGACCCUAAUCUGUACGACAUCCAAAAGGCGCAGAAGCCAAUUGUGCCGAUUUUGAGACCGGCAAUCGACGCCAACAACACGGUCAUCGAACAAGGCGAACGCUACGGUGUGCGAACAUAUAUUUUUACCCCUUGCAUAGUGUACGGCAAAGGCGAAGGGUUCGGGAACAAAUUAUCCAUUCAGACAGUGGCCAUUAUCAAGGCUGGAAUCAGUGCGCGGCGCGUCUACAGCGUCGAUGAGGGCCGACCGACAUGGCCAGUCUGCCACAUCGAAGACAACACGGCAUUGUAUCUCGAUCUCCUACGGGCGAUCUUGACAGGCAGAGACGACAAUACUCUUCCCGGAAGUGGCAAGCACGGGUACUACCUCGCCGCAUCCGGCAGUGUUGCCUGGAUGGACGUCUAUGCCGCAAUUGCUACCAGUCUGGCGAAGCGUGGCCUGGUGGAUGAUGUGGCGGUCGAACGUGCCGAUGAUGAGGCGCUGGAAAAAAUGGGUGCCGCUAUAGGACAUCCAAAGGACCUUGUGCCUUUGUCUGUGGGAGGAUUGUGUACCUUCACUGCGAAACAUGGUGAGCAGAUUGGUUGGAAACCGCGGUAUCCGCCUCACCAUAUUCUCGAGGCGGCUGAUGACGAGGUGGAGCUGGUGCUUUCGAAUCAGAAAUGAUGAAUGGAUGGUAUUAGAACAACCGGAAUGGAGAUUUCUGUCGUAGAAUGAAUGUACCAUGUUCUCUUGGUCUUGUUGUUCUUUCGAUCUACAACGGGUGCACACUCCGGCGCAACGGACUGGAAUCAAACAUUUGUAAAGGGGAAGAAGUCGUGCAAGUGCGUAUUUCGGGUAUAUAUGGUUGGGACAGUAUCAUGCUUCGAUUGCGUCGUUUGACAUUCUAUUCAAGUUGACGAAGCUGAGGAGUCAAAACUAUGCACUACCAGCUUACAGUGUACCACUGUAGACAUGCAGCGGAGGACAAGGAGGAGAAUUAUAGGCAUCUUCCGCUAAGUGGUACCAGAUGCCAUGAUACUAGUAACGG
Molecule: messenger RNA, 2129 nt
Organism: Exophiala dermatitidis NIH/UT8656
Lineage: Eukaryota; Fungi; Ascomycota; Eurotiomycetes; Chaetothyriales; Herpotrichiellaceae
Exons: 6
Coding region: 686-1765 (359 amino acids)
Source: RefSeq, a predicted model, not a curated record